Messenger RNA from Pteropus alecto (black flying fox), 951 nucleotides. Its product is annotated as olfactory receptor-like protein OLF4. Lineage: Eukaryota; Metazoa; Chordata; Mammalia; Chiroptera; Pteropodidae. Gene Ontology annotation, cellular component: membrane. The transcript has a single exon. Gene Ontology annotation, biological process: G protein-coupled receptor signaling pathway. Bases 1 to 951 code for a protein of 316 amino acids. The record is from RefSeq and is a predicted model, not a curated record. Gene Ontology annotation, molecular function: G protein-coupled receptor activity; olfactory receptor activity.
AUGGUACCAGAAAAUUAUUCACGGAUUACAGAAUUUCUUCUCAUGGGAUUUUCUGAGGAACCAGAACGGCAACCUCUCAUAUUUGGGCUUUUCCUCUCCAUGUACCUGAUCACUAUGUUUGGAAACCUACUCAUCAUCCUGGCUGUGAGCUCAGACUCCCACCUCCACACACCCAUGUACUUCUUCCUCUCCAACCUGUCCUUGGUGGACAUCUGUUUCACCUCUACCACUGUCCCAAAGAUGCUGGUGAACAUCCAGACACAGAGCCAAGUCAUAACCUAUAAAGGCUGCAUCACACAGAUGUAUUUUUUCCUACUCUUUUCAGGAUUGGAUGACUCUCUUCUGACUGUGAUGGCCUAUGACCGCUUUGUGGCCAUCUGUCACCCCCUGCGCUACACGGUCAUCAUGAACCUCCGGCUCUGUGGACUGCUGCUUCUGGUGUCCUGGAUCACGAGUGCCCUCUAUUCCUUGUUACAAAGCUUAACAGUAUUGAGACUGUCUUUCUGUACAGUCUUGAAAAUCCCCCACUUUUUCUUUGAACUUGCCUGUUCUGACACCUUUCUUAAUAACAUGAUGAUGUAUUUUUCCAUUGGAUUCUUGGCUGCUCUUCCCCUUACUGGCAUCCUUUACUCUUACGUUAAGAUAGUUUCUUGCAUUUGUGGAAUGUCAUCAGCUCAGGGAAAGUAUAAAGCAUUUUCUACCUGUGCGUCUCACCUCUCCGUUGUGUCCUUAUUUUACUGUACGAUUCUAGGUGUGUACCUCAGCUCUGCCUCUCCCCACAGCACACACUCAAGUGCAGUAGCCUCAGUGAUGUACACUGUGGUCACACCCAUGCUGAACCCCUUCAUCUACAGUCUCAAGAACAAAGAAAUAAAGGGGGCUUUGAGAAGAUUCUGUGCAAUGGCAGCUAUAAAAGGGACAACUGUUUUAGGGCUGAAGAGCUCCCUGUGA